Messenger RNA from Triticum urartu, 2267 nucleotides. NCBI's taxonomy places the organism in Eukaryota, Viridiplantae, Streptophyta, Magnoliopsida, Poales, Poaceae. The record is from RefSeq and is a predicted model, not a curated record.
CUUUGAGGUAAAACAACCGACAAAUUCAGUCCUUGUGUAUACAUAGUGUAUUUUGCAAGGCUAAUUGUGUAGCUACAUGUGCAGAAGUAUGGAUCCAAUCAAUAACAUUCAAAUGCAUAUGAGCCCCGGGGGAUUUAGUACGCCCAAAAAGAACACAACCAUACCUCUCUUUUCUUCUUCUUUUACGCCUGAAUGUGAUGAGCAUUUGAAGCCUAAAGUGGGUAUGACAUUUGAAGGACUCGAGGCCGUGGAGAAGUUCUACAAGGCAUAUGCACAUCAAUCAGGUUUUGGCGUUCGUAUCGGACAGCAGAAAAAGAUUGAGAAUAAGGUGGUCCGGACUAAGCGUUUCAUGUGUAGUAGAGAAGGAUUCAAGUCAAAAGAUAUUAAGGAGAUUAAUGACCCCUUGAGGAAAAGACGUAAGCAGACAGACACGCGAUGCGGUUGUGAUGCUCAUAUAUUUGUUAGACUUUGUGGGGAGAACACCUACAAGAUAGACUCAUGGAUUGAGCAUCAUGUUCAUGGUCUUGUAUCACCUGAUAAGCGUCAUUUGAUCAGAUCCAAUCGUAGAGUUAGUGAGAGGGCAAAGAAUACUUUAUACACAUGUCAUAAGGCAAGCAUUGGAACCUCCCAGGCAUACAGGCUCCUGCAAGUUAGCGAGGGUGGAAUUCCGAAUGCUGGGUGCACAAAGAGGGACUUGCAAAAUUACUAUCGCGGACUCAGGUAUAAAAUCAGAGACGCAGAUGCUCAAAUGUUUGUGGCCCAAUUAGCUAGAAAGCAGGAAGUGAAUUCAACAUUUUUCUAUGAUUUUGAGGUGAAUGAUGAGGGGAACCUGGUGCGUGUGUUCUGGGCGGAUGCCACAAGCAGGAAGAACUAUAGUCACUUUGGUGAUGUGAUAUCCUUCGAUUCUACAUACACCACUAAUCAGUACAACAUGAUAUUUGCACCAUUUACAGGGGUUAAUCAUCACUUACAAAGUGUCUUUUUUGGUGCUGGAUUCUUAUCAAAUGAGAAGGAUGAGUCAUACAUUUGGUUAUUUCAGACCUUCCUAAAAGCAAUGGGAGGGGUAGCACCUAGACUCAUCAUAACUGAUGAAGCUGCUAGCAUCAAGAAUGGUAUUGACAAAGUUCUUCCAGCCACUAUGCAUAGGUUAUGCAUGUGGCAUAUAAUGGAAAAGGUGCCUGAAAAAGUUGGACCUUUGAUUAGGGAAGAUUCUGAAUUUUGGCCGAGGUUGAACUCAUGUGUUUGGGGUUCAGAAACUGCAAGUGAGUUUGAGUCACAAUGGAAUUCCAUCAUUACAGAUUUUGGGUUGGAGGAUAACGAGUGGUUAGCUAAGAGGUUUACCAUUAGAGAUACAUGGAUACCAGCCUACUUUAUGGAUAUAUCUCUUGCGGGCUUGCUCCGAACCACUUCAAGGUCAGAAAGUGCAAAUUCUUUUUUCAACCGUUUCAUUCAUCGUAGGCUUGCUUUUGUUGAGUUCUGGCUUAGGUUCGACACAGCUUUAGAAUGCCAACGUGAGGAAGAAUUAAUGGCAGACAACAGAAGCAUGCAUACCACCCCACAACUAUUUACGCCAUGGACAAUGGAGAAACAAGGUAGUGAGGUAUUCACAUAUGAGGUAUUCGAGAAAUUUCAGCUACAAGUUAUUGCUGCUAGAGAUCAUUGUUGUGUUCAGGGUAUUACACAAGGUGUGGGGUUAAAAACGGUGACCCUGAGAGGUCGAUCUGGUAAGGUUAGGGAGGUCUCCUAUGACACUACAACCAUGAUAGCAAAUUGUCCGUGCAAGUUAUUUGAGUCAAUCGGUAUUCCAUGUCGACAUAUUAUCCAAGCGUUGAGGAUUGAGAACCAAAAUGAACUUCCCAACUAUUACAUUAUGAAAAGAUGGCAGAAACGGUGCAAGAGGUAAAAAAUGCAUGCCAAUCAAUUUCUUAUUCUAAUUUCAAAAUCAUAGGACUAACAAUAUCUUAUUUCCUUUGCAGGGAGAAUGUUUAUGAUGAACAGGGGAACCUACUAGAAGAAAAGCCCACAGAUUCACUAGAUGCAGCCACGAGAAAGAAGAUUUCGACUGUACGUGAUAAGAUGGAAGAGUUGAUUCAAAAGGCAAAGCACUCAAAUGAAGGCAUGGACUUCUUAACAUCAAGUGUGUUGAGCAUUGAGGCGCCUUUAGACCAAAUGGUCCCUGCAGCCACACAGAACACUAGGCAAGACGAAUAUGAGGCUUUUAUUGGUUGUAAUAUUCCUACAGAAGUUGAUAUACAUCCACCAACUGA